AAAUUAAUAUAAUUUUAUCCUAACAAACACAUGAUUAGUAAGCGUCACCAGGCUUAUCUCGAGAAUUAGCAUGAAACCGCACGUAAUCCCCCAAUUGAAAUGUCGCCGCGUCAGGAAAAUCGCCACCUCACAACCACCGGUUAUCGUCCUUUUUUUAUCGAAAAUAGAUCACAAAUCCUUUCCUUAGACUCUUCCAGCUACUCUGCAACCCAAAAAGGCAAAACAGAAAUUCAGGGUUAUGUGGAAAACCCUCUUUGCGACCUUUGAUCGAACAGUUGGCAUGCAAAUUUGCCAAACAAACCAAUCUUCUCAGCUGAAAUAGCGAAGAUUCGCUCUAGAAGCGCUGCCAGCACGAAAGGGGGCAUUCCGUUCCGUUCAUUUUCCCCCUUCGCCUAUAUAUAUCUACAUCGCAAAUGUCUCGCUUGAAUCUGUUCCAUAAACAUUCACGGUGCUUUAUCUGCUUGAUCUUAUUGUUGUUUUAUCUAUCUUCUCUUGUUUCUCAACGUGGAAGUGUAAGAAUGGCUAAGAACGAUUCUGGUAAUUGGGAAAAAAGCCCGUUCAUUAUUUGCUUCGGCGAGAUGCUCAUCGACUUCGUCCCGAAUGUCUCCGGUGUUUCUCUUGCGGAGGCUACGGCAUUCAAGAAGGCCGCCGGCGGCGCCCCGGCGAAUGUCGCCGUCGGCAUUGCCAGGCUUGGCGGUUCCUCUGCUUUCAUCGGAAAGGUUGGGGACGACGAAUUCGGGCAUAUGCUUUCCAACAUUUUGAAGAUCAACAAUGUGGAUAACUCCGGUAUCCGCUUCGACACUGGCGCUAGAACUGCACUAGCCUUUGUGACUCUUAGAGCCGACGGCGAACGGGAGUUCAUGUUCUAUCGAAAUCCAAGCGCCGAUAUGCUCCUGAAAGAAUCCGAUCUUGAUCUUCAUCUCAUCAAGAAGGGUUCCAUAUUUCACUAUGGCUCCAUUAGCUUGAUCAAGGAGCCGUGCAGAUCAACUCAUCUUGCUGCUCUUAAGUUUGCCAAGAAGGAAGGUCUCCUGCUUUCCUAUGAUCCUAAUCUGCGACUUCCACUUUGGCCUUCAGCAGAUGCUGCUCGUGAGGGCAUUAAAAGCAUAUGGGAAUACGCAGAUGUCAUCAAGGUGAGUGAGCAGGAAAUCUCAUUUUUGACUGGAGGUGAAGACCCUUAUAGUGAUGAGGUUGUGUAUAAUAAUCUUUUUCACGACAAUCUCAAACUCCUUGUUGUAACCGAUGGAGAAAAGGGUUGCAGAUACUACACCAAGAAAUUCCAUGGGAGAGUUGGUGGGUUUAGAGUUAAAGCUGUGGAUACUACUGGUGCUGGUGAUUCUUUUGUCAGCGGGCUGUUAGUUCAUUUGGCGUCCAAUCUAGAUAUUUAUCAGGAUGAGAAGAAACUAAAGGAAGCCUUGGUCUUCGCCAAUGCAUGCGGAGCAAUCACAGUCACUGAGAGGGGAGCAAUUCCCUCACUUCCCACCAAAGAAGCAGUUCUUGAUUUCAUCCCAAAAGGGAACGAACAACCUCACAGCUUGUGUCUUAUUUCUUGAAACACAAGCCCAAGUAUUAUAAUACUAGUUCAUCUUAUAAACUCAUUGAUAUUGUUUUUUAUUAGAUAUUGGUCCUAGAUUCAGGAUGUUUCUUAUAUGACUUAUAUAGUUGUUAGUGUAGCUUUUGGUGUUGCUAUUGUAAGUCUAUAAAAUAGAGGCUUUAUGUUGUAAUAGAGUAUGAUCAAGCAAUAAAGAUUUGAGUUCAGCUCUC
This is a messenger RNA of Dendrobium catenatum, 1761 nucleotides long. Its product is annotated as probable fructokinase-7. Lineage: Eukaryota; Viridiplantae; Streptophyta; Magnoliopsida; Asparagales; Orchidaceae. Gene Ontology annotation, cellular component: cytosol. The record is from RefSeq and is a predicted model, not a curated record. Gene Ontology annotation, molecular function: fructokinase activity. Gene Ontology annotation, biological process: fructose metabolic process. The coding region runs from base 414 to 1550 and encodes 378 amino acids. The transcript has 6 exons.